AUGAGCCUCUUCUACUCCAGCCUCAGCGAAACCAACGGCACGAACAUCGAGAACCUUCACCCGAAGAAGUCCUUUAUUCACCGCAAAUACCUCCUAGGCCUCCUGAAGCAGCUCAGAAGCCAGAACACGGGUGGUCGCCGACAUCCAGAGUCUGGACCCGAGCGCGGCCGCCCCUCCUCGCACCAAUUCCAGACGCGGGGUUCCCUGAACCUCCUUCCCCCUGGCCUCCUCGGACAACCCCCGCCCCCCACGCCCCCCCCCACGCAGUUCGACCUCCUUUUCGGACAGCAGCAGCUAGAGCGGCGGGAGGGCACGGCCGAGGGGCACUUGGUGGCCAGCGUUGCAGUGCCAUCGCUCGGUCCUCCUCGCGGCGAGGCCAAGCGCCUGGCAUCAGGCGCCGAGGGCUCCAGCCUCCACCACCUCACUCCUGCGUCCGCCAUGCCCUCGGGCGCCCAGCCCUCCAGGCCGACAACUCGGCUCCCGCUGCCACUCGCUGCCUCCGAUUCUCAAGACGGCCUCCCGGAGAUCCUUCCCGUCCCUCAGUAUAUCAACAGGAGCCCUUCCUUACAGACUGAGCCUCUUCCUCACCCUAGUAUUGCUGUCAAUGCUUUCGGACACCCCUUCUUCGACACCUCACAGCUGCCUUUGGGUACGAACUCGGAUCUCACUGCCAGUGGCGAGCAGGAGGCCCUCCUGUUUCCCUCUUCCGAACUACUCCCGAUGUCGCCCUCAGAGCUCACCCACGAGAGAGUUUCCCAUCCCGAUCCCGAGGGCUUUGCGAAACCUGAAUUUUACCCCAAUUACGAAACUCUGGCAGAGGCUCUACAACUGCUACAGCAGCUGAAUGCUUUGCAAGCCUCACCAACUUUAAACAGAGUAGACCUGAGGGCUAGUACUUACCUUGAACAAGACCCCUCUAUCUUACCUUCACCAGGAAAUAGCAACCUGGACUAUCUCUACGACCAAGACUACCUUCAGUACGCAGCCCUUUCCAACCCAGUCCCCAACACAAGGCUGACCACAGAGGUCAAUGACGCCUUCUCCACAUUGGCCCAGAACCUCGCUGACGCCAUCAGCACCUUCCUGACCGACAUCGGGGACGCCAUCGCCGCGCAGCCGGCGCUGCUGCUCCUCGGCCUCAUCCCCUUUGCUCUCCUCGUCUUCAGCCUCUACCAUUUCUACGGGGAUAAAAAGAUGGGCUACGGCUCGGGGGGAGGGGGCUACAGCUCGGGGGGAGGGGGUUACAGCUCGGGAGGCCAUGGCAGGGCAUUAUCUUCUAUUCAGCUGUCUGUCGAAGCUCUGGAAACCUUGACAUGGAUGAUCUUACUACAGAUUGAAGACUUCCAGAAAAGACACCAGUUUUCAGCUGCUGGAUGA
Molecule: messenger RNA, 1377 nt
Organism: Penaeus monodon (black tiger shrimp)
Lineage: Eukaryota; Metazoa; Arthropoda; Malacostraca; Decapoda; Penaeidae
Exons: 3
Coding region: 1-1377 (458 amino acids)
Source: RefSeq, a predicted model, not a curated record